Molecule: messenger RNA, 2223 nt
Organism: Fonsecaea erecta
Lineage: Eukaryota; Fungi; Ascomycota; Eurotiomycetes; Chaetothyriales; Herpotrichiellaceae
Product: nucleoprotein TPR
Exons: 1
Coding region: 1-2223 (740 amino acids)
Source: RefSeq, a predicted model, not a curated record
AUGGAGGGCGAGACCGGUCGACCCAGCUCCGAAGAGGCUGAAGCCGCCAGCGAGGAUCGCCAGUCUCGUGGCAGAGACGCCAAGCCUUCUUCUGCCAAGCACGAGUGGAAAGUAUACCUAUCUGACGCCAUUGCCUCUCAUCACAGAGCCGUCGUUGCUUUGCAAGAGGAGCCUUACUGCUGGGAAAGUAUCCUCACACACCUGACUCACGGGACUCACUGCUUGGAAAGUCUCGAGAAGGGCUAUAAUAAAUGUCACAAUGAGCUUCGGCAAGAAGAGGCAACCUUGCGCUCUGGCCGAAAAGACAUGAAGGACCGGUGGGAAUCCUUCGUUGGACUCAUGCGCGAAAUUAAAGAAGGUCUGCGGUGGCUGGAAGAUCCGGAAGAUCCUUCCACAAGGGUGGAGAACUUGGAGGACACGCAACAAUUUGGUUCCCUUUUGCAGCAGCGAAUUCUUGGGUUGAUGGCGCAGCGCGACGAAUUCUCACAGAGCAAUGCCAACCAUCUCAGGAAGAUCUCGGAACUCGAAGAUACAAUAACUCGGUUGAAGAAUGAGAGAGACAACGCCUUGCGGACUAUCGGUGACCUCGAAGUCCAAGUCGAAACUCUACACAAAGAAAAUAUCGAGAAAGGCCAAACUAUAACUUCGGUAGAAAGAAUGCGAGAUGAGCGUUUAAAGCUCAACGACGACUAUUUCCCUGAUAUCAUGCAACCCAAGACAAGCGUCGACUCUCUAGUACAGGAAAUUCGUGCCGAAAAGGAGCGUUAUGCACGGGUGAAGCGGGAGAAAGACAAAGUCACAAAAGGGAAACAAGACGUCCAGGGACCUCUUGUCAGCCUUUCAAAAGAGAAACAAGAAGUCUCUAGAGGUCAAGAUCUCCCCUCCAAAGACAACGACGAGCUUGGGAAGGCUCUUUUAAAGCCGACAGACCUUGGGCUGCUUGUAGAGUGGGUUUUGAAAGGGCACUGUGGCCUUGAUGAGACAAGUGAGUGUAUUUCGAAAGAGAGAGCCGACUUCAUGGAAGGGAGGGAUAAAUUUGCAGAAGGAAUUGAUAAGCUCUCACAAGAGACGGGUCAUUUUGGAAAAGCCUAUAACAAAGCCGUCGACACGAAUGCGCUGAGAGAGGAGGCUUCACAAAGAGAUUUAGAGGACGCAUGGCAGGAGAAAGACGCCAAGUCAAGGCAUUGUCUUGAGAUUGAGGAAAGAUUAGAGGGCUUAUCAGAAGACUGUUCUCGUGGCAAAGAAAGUUUGGUCACGCUGGAGGAGACCUGUCGGGCGACGACGAACCACCUGCAAGGUAAGAUCACUGAGCUGAACGACCAGUUCGGGAGGAGAACUGGUGAAUAUAAGGAGGAGCGAAAACUGAAUGUGCAACUGCGCGACGAUUGUUCGCGGUUGGCCAAAUUGGCAGCCCGUUACCACACUCUUUUGAACCAGCGUUCAAUUCUGAUACACCAGGAACGGACUCGCGCGGACAACGCUGAGCUCGAGGCUCAGCAAGCCACCAACGCCCUACAGGAGCUGAAGGACGAGAUGGAGGACAUGCGGAAACAAGCUGACCAGGCUAGAGCCGAUAUGGCAGCGGAUUUCGCGGAGCGUCAAAAAGAUUGCGAGGAUUUCCAGCAAUCCAAGAUCGAUCACAUUCGCUAUCUGGAGGGGCAAUUGAAUGCCUGCAAGUCGUUCGCCGCCCAAUCCAGUAUGCCCGAGGUUCGGCUCAGUACGGGUGGCAUGUCCCCAUCUCUGGCAACCAGUCCUGUGGGAGGAACCCAUGUCCAGAGAAGUUACAGCCCUCUACCAUCCGGAGUGGGUUUGUAUUACUCUCAAGACCGUCAGGACCAGUGGCAGCCCCAGAGCAAGCAAACUCCAACAGAGCCGGAGUAUCAAGAACCUUUCCAGAUUCCGGACCUACAAAUCAGCCUACAGCCGGUGGACCAAGCCCAUAAACCGCUUGCUCCUAUACAACUCCAACCGCAGCCACCCGGCAUUUCUUCGACAAGAUUGAUGACUCCUAAUAAUGCCACAAACCUGUGCCCUGCCACGCAAACUCUACAAUCAGCCAGACCAGUCAUGGCAGGACUUAUUGCGGCAGACGACCCGGCUUCUCCAACCGUUGCGGCACAGACUCAUCCGCUGGGCAGGCCGCCCAAGAGGAGAGCCGACCCUGCUGAGUACAGUGGCAAUCCGUUGCCUGCUCUAAAAAGGCACAAAGGAUGUUCACAAUAG